This is a messenger RNA of Letharia columbiana, 1005 nucleotides long. RefSeq lists its product as uncharacterized. Gene Ontology annotation, biological process: regulation of transcription by RNA polymerase III; protein phosphorylation; DNA damage response. Gene Ontology annotation, molecular function: ATP binding; protein serine/threonine kinase activity. Bases 1 to 1005 code for a protein of 334 amino acids. Lineage: Eukaryota; Fungi; Ascomycota; Lecanoromycetes; Lecanorales; Parmeliaceae. Gene Ontology annotation, cellular component: cytosol; nucleus; protein kinase CK2 complex. The transcript has 5 exons. The record is from RefSeq and is a predicted model, not a curated record.
AUGGCGCGGGUAUACGCAGAUGUCAACCAGCAUAUGCCGAAGUCCUAUUGGGAGUAUGACAGCGUCAACAUCACAUGGGGCGUGUUGGAAAACUACGAAGUAGUGAGGAAGAUAGGUCGGGGAAAAUACUCAGAAGUUUUCGAAGGCAUCAACAUUGUCAACUACCAGAAAUGCGUCAUCAAGGUUCUCAAGCCGGUCAAGAAGAAGAAGAUAAAGCGAGAGAUCAAAAUCCUGCAGAACUUGUCAGGCGGGCCGAAUGUCGUUGCGUUGCUGGAUGUCGUGAGAGAUAGCCAGAGCAAGACCCCGUCCCUCAUAUUUGAAUACGUCAACAAUACGGACUUUCGAAGCCUCUACCCAAAAUUUGUGGAUUACGAUGUGCGAUACUACAUAUUUGAGCUGCUCAAGGCUCUCGACUUCUGUCACAGCAAAGGCAUAAUGCACCGAGAUGUAAAGCCUCACAACGUCAUGAUAGAUCAUGAAAAACGAAAGCUACGUCUCAUCGACUGGGGACUGGCAGAGUUCUACCACCAAGGUACCGAGUACAACGUCAGAGUAGCGUCAAGAUACUUCAAAGGGCCGGAACUACUGGUCGACUUCCAAGAAUACGACUACUCCUUGGACAUGUGGUCAUUAGGAGCUAUGUUCGCCUCCAUGAUUUUUAGGAAAGAGCCUUUCUUCCACGGCAAUAGCAACUCAGAUCAGCUGGUCAAGAUUGCAAAGGUGCUGGGAACAGACGACUUGUUUGAAUAUUUAGACAAGUAUGAUAUCGAUUUGGAUACCCAAUACGAUGAUAUACUCGGGAGAUUCCCAAAGAAGAAUUGGCACGGUUUCGUCAAUGCGGAAAAUCAAAGAUUCGUGAGCAACGAUGCCAUAGAUUUUCUGGACAAGCUACUGCGGUACGAUCAUCAGGACCGAUUGACCGCUAAGGAAGCGAUGGCCCAUCCGUACUUCAGUCCAGUCAGGGCCGCAGCAUCGUCGCAGAACCAUGGAUCCUCCAUCCCAUAA